GCCCUUCGCCUUCCUUCCCCACCACGACGCACCACCCAACCAAAUAAAAACUCGCCGCGCCGCCCCGACGCGGCGCUCCUCGCCUCCCUCCCUCCCUCCCUCGCCGCGAGUCAAAUCAACCAAGCCAUCCGCCCGCCGCCUCCUCUUCCGCGCAUCGGCGAUCCUUCCCGCCACGUCGGAACCCUAGCGGAUCGCCCAUUCGCGCGCCCGCCCGCCCGCCGCCAUGGACGAGUUCGCGCGCGCGGUGGAGGACGGGCUCAAGCUCUCGAAGCGGCUCGUGCUCCCGGGCGGGCUGCCGCCACCGCGCCCUCCGUCGGGGAUGGACCGCACCGUGUCGGCGGCGGCCGCGGCGGGGCCCGACCCGCGGCUGCUGCCCACGGCGCCCAUGGCGUACGCGGUCGUCACCGACCCGGGCGCCGUCGACACCCCCGACGUGCCCAGCUACCAGCCCUACGUGUACGGCCGCCUCGACCCGCCCGCGAUGAUCCCGCUGCAGAUGAAGGAGGUCGACCUGGCCAUCGACUGCGCGCUCGACGCCGCGCACGUCACGCUGCGCGCGCGGUGGUGGCUGCACUGCAUCACGCGCAGCCGCGAGUGCGACGUGCGCCUCGUUGUGCCCAUGGGCGAGCAGGGUUCAAUUCUAGGCGCUGAGGUUACCAUUGGAAGAAGAUCAUAUAAUACUCAAGUAAUUGAAGUAGAAGACCGCACUGUGGAGAAUCAUGUAAAUAUUGAGAGUGGUGGUCUUUUGAAGCCCCAAUUGUUUUUGUUGACAAUAUCUCAGGUUGAGGGUGGAGCAGAUAUAUAUGCUACAUUUCGAUGGUCUCAGAAAUUACUAUAUGACAAUGGGCGCUUCUCUGUCGACAUACCUUUUCGUUUUCCUUACUUUGUCAACCCGCUACCAAAAGUUUUCAUGAAGAGGGAAAAAAUUCAGUUGACUGUUAACAGUGGUUUCAGUAAAGAGGUUUUAUUGCAAGGAACAAGCCACCCGUUGAAGGAAAAGGGUAGGCAAGGUGAUAAAUUGUCUUUCAUGCAUGAAGCUGUUGUUGAGAAUUGGUCAAGCAAAGAUUUCAAUUUUUCAUACAGUGUUUACUCUGCUGAUUUGUCUGGUGCUGUGCUCGUCCAACCUGCAACAUUGCGUGACUAUGAUGAUAGAGAUAUGUUCUGCAUUUUCCUUCUACCUGGAAGUGGCAACAGAAAGGUCUUCAGAAAAGCAGUUGUGUUUAUUGUUGACACAAGUGGAAGCAUGCAAGGAAAGCCUCUUGAUAAUGUCAAGCAUGCGGUGUCUACUGCUCUUUCAGAGCUUGCGCAAGAGGAUUACUUCAACAUUAUAACAUUUAAUGAUGAGCUUCACUCGUUCUCCUCAUGUUUAGAGCAAGUAAAUGAAAAAACAAUAGCAAGCGCGACUGAUUGGAUGAACUCAAACUUUGUUGCGGAGGGCGGCACAGAUAUUAUGCAUCCGUUGAGUGAGGCAAUGGCGUUGCUAUCAAAUGUCCAUGAUGCACUUCCACAAAUAUAUCUCAUUACUGAUGGUUCGGUUGAUGACGAACAUAACAUCUGCCAAACUAUGAAAACAGAGAUCACCAACAGAGGAUCUAAAUCUCCCCGCAUUUCUACUUUUGGACUAGGAUUGCAUUGCAACCACUAUUUCCUGCGCAUGCUUGCGUCAAUUGGCAAGGGACAUUAUGAUGCUGCACUUGAGACAGCAUCAAUUGAGAGCCGUAUUCUUAAGUGGUUCGGGAGAGCAUCAAGUACAAUUGUGGCAAACAUCUCCAUUGAUGAUAUAAAACAUCUUGAUGAUUUCGAAGUGGACUCUGAGUACAUUCCAGACAUUUCAGCGAAAUCUCCUUUAUGUGUGUCUGGGAAAUAUCAUGGAAAAUUCCCUGACACAGUUAUAGUUAAAGGUUACUUGGCUGACAUGAAGGAAAUCUCGAUUGAACUGAAGGUCCAACAUCUAAAGGAAAUACCUCUUGACAAAGUGUUGACUACACAACAGAUUAAUCUUUUGACAUCAAAGGCAUGGCUUUCUGCAGACAAGCAACUGGAGAGAAAGGUGAUUAAAUUAAGCAUACAAAACGGUGUUCCGUCAGAAUACACAAAGAUGGUCUUACGUGAAACCUAUCUGGAUAAAGUAGAUGCAACACAAAAGGUGAAGCAGAAAUUAAAAGGAAAGAAAGGCCCGGAUGAGCGACAUAUCCCUCUUUAUGGGCUGAAACUGGGAUUCGGUGACAAAGACGCUACAAGGGAGAAUCUUAUCACAGGAUUUGGUGAUGUAAGACCGGCAGAGAAAUCCGUGAUACGGAGAAAGGCAAGCGGCUGCUGCAGCCGACUCGCGGACUGCUUCUGCUGCAUGUGCUGCAUCAAGGCGUGCAACAGGAUGAACGACCAGUGCGCCAUUGUGAUGGCGCAGGUCUGCGCGGCGCUCUCGUGCCUCGGCUGCUACGAGUGCUGCGCGGAGGUGUGCUGUGGAGGAUCCGAGUCAUAGUAGGAACCCCCCGGGCGUUGUGUUUUGUAUUGUAUGGGAGGAUUGGAGAUUUGGAGUGUACAUAAUAGAGUUCGCGUAAGCCUGAGGGAGUAAAAAUACUAUGUAUAUCCGCUUGAUAAAAGACGGCCAGUCUCGGUUGUACAUUAUCCUUGUUACAACGUCGAGUUCAGACUGGUCAACA
Molecule: messenger RNA, 2663 nt
Organism: Panicum hallii
Lineage: Eukaryota; Viridiplantae; Streptophyta; Magnoliopsida; Poales; Poaceae
Exons: 13
Coding region: 224-2482 (752 amino acids)
Source: RefSeq, a predicted model, not a curated record